Aspergillus fischeri NRRL 181 is the source of this 4095-nucleotide messenger RNA. RefSeq names its product putative glycosyl hydrolase, family 18. Gene Ontology annotation, biological process: carbohydrate metabolic process. The record is from RefSeq and is a predicted model, not a curated record. Gene Ontology annotation, molecular function: chitin binding; hydrolase activity, hydrolyzing O-glycosyl compounds. Bases 1 to 4095 code for a protein of 1364 amino acids. The transcript has 6 exons. Lineage: Eukaryota; Fungi; Ascomycota; Eurotiomycetes; Eurotiales; Aspergillaceae.
AUGAAGCCGUCACUGUGCUUCUUUACUACCUUGGUGGUAGGGGCCUUUUCUGCCCACUCUGGCUCCAAUCUCCACAUCUCCCACCGAGCAGACACUAGAGAGGACCAAGGUCUGGACGAAUGGCUUGCAGCCAACAAGCGGGCGCCCCCCAGCGCACUCGCGGCAUGCCCUCUGUCCUGUCACGAAACCGGUAAUAGCAGCGCAGGGGCCGGAUGGUUCUUGUUUCCUGAUGAGUCGAGGCUCGCUGCGUGCAACGAGACCAUGCUGCUCGACUUUGUCGUCCAAAACGAAGUUGACGGUGCCAGUAGUCAUGGCCCCAAAAUAGGCAUCAGAGCAUGCACAGCCGACUAUAGCUCGACGAUGCAGGCAGCCUACGAGCCACAUGAUCAAACGGCAGCUCUUUGCCCAACCCCCAAUCAUGCCCUCGUCGAAGCUUCCAUCAGAAUUGCCCAUUCUACCGCUGGGAAUGAGGAUGGCUUUGCCGUUCAGGAUUUCUUGUCUGCGGGCCGCCAGAUUGUCAAUUACUUCAGGUUACAAAAGCCCUCCUGUGUGGAGAACGCUUUGGCUUUUGGGUACUCUCAAUCCGCCGUUGUUGGAGUGUUUGCCGGUGCGGAGGUCCACCAGCAUGGCGUGACCACGGACGUUCUCAACAACUUGCUCGACUAUGCGGAGAAAAACUCGGUCUCCAAAACGACUAUCGUUCAGCUGUGUCAGGCGGAUGGCCGCGGCGCAGAUUACGGCAUUGGUAUUAUUAUGAGCAGCGCAAAGCAUCUGCCCGUCGUCCAGGAGGCCGUCAAGACCUGGGCUGACGGACGAUGCGUCUCUGCGGUGGAUGGUGAUGAGGACUGGAUGACUGUAACUCUGCGCGUCCCUGCCCAUGUCAAGUCAAACUCAGAUUCCAAUGACACUACGACGUUACCAACCGCGGCUGCCCACCUGGGGGCAAGAUCAAGAUCCCGGAUUGUUGCCCGGGCGGAGUGUAGGACAACCACGGUCAAUGCUGGCGACGGCUGCUGGGCUCUGGCCGACCGGUGCAAGAUCACCGACGCCAAAUUGAAAGAGUACAAUCCCCGUCCAAACUUUUGCAACACCCUUGUUGCCGGCGAGAAGGUCUGCUGCUCUUCCGGCACCUUGCCUGAGACUAUCCCUCCUGGUAACUCGGACGGCACCUGCAAGACAAGACAGGUGAUAGGCGGCGACAGCUGCGGUUCCCUGGCGUCCAAAUGCGGUCUAAGUCCGCAAGACUUUACCAAGGUCAACACUGGCGCCAAUCUGUGCUCGACCCUGAAAGUCGGACAGCAUGUAUGCUGCACGCGUGGCAAGCUGCCCGAUUUAAGGCCCAAGCCCAAUCCCGACGGAUCCUGCUCCACGUACACGACCAAGGCAGGCGACAGCUGUUCCGGCAUUGCCGCAGCUAAUGGCCUAACUGUUGCAAAUAUCGAAGAUUUUAACAAGAAGACGUGGGGCUGGAACGGCUGCAAAGUGCUCGCAGUCCAGUUCAAGUUGUGCCUGAGCUCAGGAACGCCGCCUAUGCCUGCCCCUGUUUCGAACGCUAUCUGUGGACCGACUGUCCCCGGCACCAAAGAGCCAGCUAAAGGCACCGACCUGUCCAAGCUCAACCCGUGCCCCCUGAAGGUUUGCUGCAAUGUGUGGGGUCAAUGUGGCACGACAGAUGAGUUUUGUACCGUGUCCAAGUCAGAAACUGGCGCUCCUGGCACUUCUGCGCCCGGCAAAAAUGGCUGCGUCAGUAACUGCGGCAGAGACAUUAUCAAGGGCCCGGCGCCGGUCCAGAAGAUCCAGGUAGCAUACUUUGAAGCCUGGAACCAUAAGCGCAAGUGCUUGACCAUGGACGUCGGCCAGAUCGACACGGACAAGUAUACGCAUAUCCACUUCGCUUUCGCCGAUGUGACAAAGGACUUCAACGUCGACAUAAGUGCCGUUAAGGAGCAGUUUGACCUCUUCAAAGGCAUGUCCGGGAUCAAGAAGAUUAUUUCUUUUGGCGGCUGGGACUUUAGUACUAUGCCUGGCACUUUCAACAUCCUUCGCGAAGCUGUCAAGCCAGCCAACCGCGAUAUCUUCCAGAAGAAUCUCGUUGCCUUUGUCAAUGAGCACAAACUCGACGGUCUCGACCUCGACUGGGAGUAUCCUGGAGCUCCUGACAUUCCCGACAUUCCUGCCGGUGACCCGCAGGCGGGUAUGGACUACUAUUACUUGCUCUCCAACGUCAAAAAGGCAUUGGGCAGCUCCAAAUCAGUCUCCUUCGCAGGCCCGGCUUCCUAUCAUUAUCUCAAGUCUUUCCCUAUGGAGCAGAUGGGCGCCAGUCUCGACUAUAUCAUCUACAUGACUUACGAUCUCCACGGCCAGUGGGACUACGGCAACAAGUGGACUUCGCCUGGCUGUCCUAGUGGUAACUGCUUAAGGUCCCAUGUCAACGAGACAGAGACCAAAGAUGCCCUGUCAAUGAUCACCAAGGCUGGUGUGCCCUCUAACAAAGUGGUUGUCGGUGUGGCCAGCUACGGCCGGUCGUUCAAGAUGGCCGAGGCCGGUUGCACUGGGCCAAUUUGCAAAUUCACCGGUACCUCGCGCAUAUCCAAUGCCGCAAAAGGACGCUGCACAGAGACGGGCGGCUACAUCUCGAACGCGGAGAUUGAUGAGAUCAUCAACAGCGGCAAAGUUACCAAGCAGUGGACAGAUGUCGGCUCCAACUUCCUGGUCUACAACGACACCGAGUGGGUAGCGUAUAUGGAUGAUAAGAUGAAGGCUACUCGUGCGGAGUUCUAUGAUUCAUACAACUUUGCUGGGACCACGGACUGGGCGGUUGACCUGCAGGAGUUCAGAGAUGGCAGCGGUGGUGAUGACUACCCGGAUGAUUACGAACCCUACAUCGACACCAGCAUGUACCCAGAGUGUGUAAGCAAGUACACUAGCUUCAAGGAGCUCGAGGACCGCAAGGACUCGAUUCCCACUCACUGCAUGGAGCAAUACAUUUUCAAUGUUGAGGUUGCCAUCAUGGAAGCAGCCUUGCAAAAGUACAAGGACCUGGUUAACAAUGGCUACGAUGAAAAGUUUGAGACCUACGCAGGCUACGUCGACGACCAAGUCCAGGACCAAAUCGACGCCUUCAUGGGCAGCGGCAAGGCGGACAAGUACUUCAAGUGCACGGAGACCAAGAAGAUCACAUGCUGCUCCAGCUGCAACUAUCCCACCUGUAUGUUGGAUUGCGACAAGUCCCAAAGUUGUAAGAAUGGCCGGGGCACAGUCGAUAUCACGUGUCCGACCACUCUCAAGGGCGGUUCCGGCACCAUCAUCGGGAUAGGCGUAGAUAUCCCCAACGCCACAUACACGCUGCAAGACUCCGAGGGCUUCUGGAAGGACAUUGGUGAGGAGUACGGCAUCGAGGAGUCGUGGGUCAAGUUCGCCAGGAGACACGUCAGGGCCAACAAUGGCUGUCAGUACGCCGGCGAGGACGUCCUGAACUGCAUAGACAGGCAGGACAAUUGGUUUUACAACUAUCCCACCAAAGACACGGUCAAGGUCUACAACCCCAAAGACCUCAUCGGCGACUCGUACGACAAGACCAAGGGCCUCCUCAACCGUCUCAAGAUCGUCAGAGACCAUGCCGAUUACGACGAGCUCAUGCAGUGGUCCGACCUGGUUGACGCCGGAUCCCUACCCGCGUUGACGAUCCAGGCCGCCGUCGACAAUAUGGACAAGAUUGUCGAGACUGCCAAGGAAAUCAAGAAGAGAGAGCGCGAGGAGUUCAUCAUCAGCUUUCUCACAGGCUUGCUCUUCUUCAUUCCCUUCGUGGGCGAGGCCGCCGGGGCCGCCGGUCUGACGGCAGCUCGCUCCCUGCUGCGCCUGGCAGGCGCGGCUGGCGAGACUGGCCUGCUGUUGCACGACAUCAUCGAGCACCCUGAAAAUGCCUUUAUGAGUGUCUUUAGCUACUUGGCCGGGGCCGGACUCGGGCGAGCCGGGUUUAGAAACGCUGCCAAUGCGCGACGAUCCAUGAAGUCCAGCGACAUUGAUAGUCUGGGGUCGCUGAAGGGGGAUUUGAACCUGAUUGAGACUCUGCGUGGUGCUAUUUGUCAUAUCUGA